Messenger RNA from Sorex araneus (European shrew), 1131 nucleotides. It is a transcript of the gene FAM241B, whose product is annotated as family with sequence similarity 241 member B. The transcript is spliced from 4 exons. Gene Ontology annotation, cellular component: intracellular membrane-bounded organelle. NCBI's taxonomy places the organism in Eukaryota, Metazoa, Chordata, Mammalia, Eulipotyphla, Soricidae. The record is from RefSeq and is a predicted model, not a curated record. Bases 336 to 698 code for a protein of 120 amino acids.
CGCGCGCCGGCCGCUGCUCCGCGCUUCCUGUGAGGUCAGGUGGGAGGAAGCGGCCAGCGAGCGGCCGGGAGUGGACACUGCCGGAGUCGGGAGCCGCGCCCGCAGGAUCCCUCCCGGUAUUGCUGGUGCUGGUAUCACCCGAAGUGGGCCGGCACCUCCCGGAGGGGGCCUGGAGAAACCAGGUCCUGGCCGGAUCCCCGCGGGGAACUUAACAGGACUUCAUUUUUCAUCAAAGGAAGAGGCGCCUCCAGCCGCAGGCUCCAGUUUGUUGCUCCCUUGGGGCCGUUGGCAGGGGGGAAGGUGCCACCCUGCCGGGAACCCAGGGUUCCAGGAAGAUGGUGCGGAUCUUGGCCAAUGGGGAAAUCGUGCAGGAUGAUGACCCGCGGGUGAGGGCCACCCCGCAGGCCCGCAGCAGUGCCCCUGGGCAGGGCUUUCCCAGCAGGGGCCACGGCACCCCCCUGUGGGGUGCUGGGACCCACCAGCAGCAGGCCGCUGCCAGGCUGGGGGCGGCCCAGUCCCCCUUGCACGACCUCAACCGGCAGCUGGUGACCCUGGGCUUCCCGCAGUGGUACCUGGGCAACCACGCCGUGGAGCCCGUCAUGUCCCUGCUGCUGCUCUUCCUGCUGGUGAUGCUCGGGGUGCGGGGCCUGCUGCUGGCAGGCCUCGUGUACCUGCUGUCCCACCUCAGCCAGCGGUGACCUCAGCGGCCAGAGGGAGCCACGGGGCUUGGCAAGCCUGGAAGGGGCUUCCACGCCGCGGCCGCGUGUGUCGGGCAGAGGCCGGCAGCCCCAGUGGCCCUCUGAGAGUCAGGGCAGGGUCCCGGGGCCCCAGAGCUGCCGCGGGAGACAUCGGGCCUGCACGGGGCGCAUCAUCCAUGCCAGAAAGGAUCCCCUUUUCAUCUUUCCCCCAGUCCUGGAUGCCAGGAAGAAAGGCCUGGCGUGGCACCCAUGUGUUUCAGGUCCCCCACCCCUGAUUCUGGCGAGCAGCCCCGAAGGUCCUGAAGGUCCCCCGACUUUCAUAGCACUGCUCAGUCUUCUGGGUACUUUUUAUCAGCUACCUUUUAUUGAUGGCACCCGGUACUGGUGUUCUGUCUGUCUUGGUGGCGUUUUCAAUAAAUCUGAGUCAAAGGAA